GGAGAUCUGAGAGCACAACAGGUUGGACGAGGACAGAGCACAAAGCAAACGAUAAAAAGGGAGUAAGCUUGCCGUGAGAAGGAAAACCCAGGGUUUUUGGCCGUAUGCAUGGAGUGGAACGAUUACGAACUAUUUAAAGCUGGACGCCAAAAACUUUGGGUAUCUGUUGUGCUCCGGCCCCAGAGCAUGCCACAGGUACCUGAGACGAUGCGUGUCCCUCGCUCCUCGGCCUUAUGGAUUAUCCCUCUAUGUUACCUGAUUUUGGGACUAUGCCCAUGCGUGGCCUUCCAGAAGAAGGCCACCUGCAAACUGCAGGAUGGCAGAGCCGACUGCAGUCAUCUAGGACUCAGUGCAAUCCCCUCAGAUCUUCCCACCAACAUCACCAGCCUGGACAUGUCUCACAACACACUGGCGCGGAUCCUCCCGGAAACGCUAAACCGAUUCUCCAGCCUGCUUCAGUUAGACAUCAGCUACAACAGCAUCACCAAGCUGGACGGCUUGUGCCAGAGCCUGCCUUUGCUGCAGACGCUGAACCUGGAGCAUAAUGAAGUGCAUCUGCUGAAAGAAGAUGAUAUGACUCAUUGCACUGGUCUAAUAUGGUUGAGCAUCAGUAGCAAUAGACUUAAGUUACAGGGCGAACCAUUCUCUACAUUACAGGGCUUGAAGUCUCUUGAUGUCUCAAACAACAAGCUGCUGUCAGCCAAACUGGGCUCAAAACCCCAGCUGCGCAGCCUGGUGAAGCUCAAUCUUGGACGCAAUGAUUUCACCACCCUUACGAAAGAGGACUUUUCCUUUCUAAACCUUUCAUGCCAUCUGGAAGUCCUCAUUCUGUCAUCUUUGCCUCUAAAAACGUUGGGUUCCGGUUGCUUUAAGCCCAUCUCAGGCCUGCGUACAUUAGUCCUUGACGGGAGCGUUAUGGACUCCCUGCUGAUUUCCAAACUCUGCUCAGAGCUCUCGGGGACAGCCAUUGAUGCCCUCUCUCUUCAGAAGACGAAGAUGGUCUCACUCAAAAACACAACCUUCACGGGACUGCAGAGGACAAAUCUGACCUCUCUGGACCUGUCUAAUAAUGGCAUGGUAACAAUUGAAGAAGGCUCAUUUCAGUGGCUGCCUCAACUUCAGUCUCUCAUCUUGUCAGACAACAGCAUCAAGCACCUGACCAGGGGAACGUUUCAGGGCCUUAAAAUGAUCAAAACUCUACAGCUAACAGGAGCAUUAGUGAAAGGUCACAAAUCCUCUCCUGCUAUUAUUGAUGAUUUUGUUUUCCAGCCAUUGAACACCCUUGAGAGCUUGAUAUUACAGAGAAAUUCAUUUGAAAUUAGAGAACACACCUUUACAGGCCUGACUGGUCUCACAGAGCUGGAUAUAAGCUGGAGGACCUACACCUCACCCAAAAUCAUCACUGACAAGACCUUUGCGUCGUUAGCUGGAUCGCCACUCAGAAAGUUAAAUCUGAUGGGAAACGCUCUAGCACAGAUCUCUCCCCAAAGCUUCUUGGCUUUGAGAAAUCUAACUACUCUCCUGUUGAAUAACAAUUUUCUCAAGCAAAUCCUUAUAGGCAGCGAAUUUGAGGGUCUAUCUAGUUUGCAGGAGCUUCACAUGACCAACAACAUCCAGUCUGUUAACCUGACCUCCAGCUCAUUUGUACAUGUGCCCAGUCUCAGAGUGCUGACCCUGGGCAAAUGUCUUACAGCCGAGUCCUUGAACCGGGACCCGUCUCCUUUCCGACCACUGUCCAACCUCACCGUUCUCGAUCUCAGCAACAACAACAUUGCUAACAUCCGGGAGAACAUGCUGGAGGGGCUGGGAAACCUCAGGGUGCUCAAACUCCAGCACAACAACUUAGCCCGGCUGUGGAAGAUGGCUAACCUUGGUGGGCCUGUGUUGUUUCUCAAACAUGUGCCACAGUUGGUGACAUUGCAGAUGGAUUAUAAUGGACUUGAUGAGAUUCCGAUGAAUGCGCUUAGUGGUUUGAAAAGCCUCAAGGAGUUGAGCCUUAGUAACAAUCUCAUAAACUACUUUAAGUACCCCGUUUUUGAUGAUCUGACGUCCCUUCGGGUUUUACGUUUAGAGAAGAACCUCAUCACGUCUGUGAGGCCAGAGGUGUUUAAAAUCCCCAUGAGCAACCUCAGCGUGCUUGUCAUGGCCAAAAACCCUUUCGACUGCACCUGCGAGAGCAUCCUGUGGUUUGUAACAUGGUUAAACAACACAAACAUGACCAGUGUGCCAGGUCUCAAUAACCAGUAUAUGUGCAACACUCCACUCAUUUAUUUUAAACACCCCAUCUUAGAUUUUGAUGCCCUCUCAUGCAAAGACAUGACCCCAUUUCAGACUCUCUACAUUUUAAGCAGCACAGCUGUCUUAAUUCUGAUGUCAGUUGCCUUUCUUGCUCGGUUCCAAGGCUGGAGGAUUGUGUUUUACUGGAACAUAUUGAUCAAUCGCACGUUAGGAUUUAGUGACGCCAAAGUUGAAGAGGGCAGAUGUUUCGAAUAUGAUGCGUACAUUAUACAUGCACAGGAAGAUGCCAGCUGGGUAGAGAGAUCUCUGGUCCCUUUGGAGAAUGAGCAGUGCCAGUUCUGCUUUGAAGAUCGGGACUCAAUCGCUGGAAUGUCCGUGCUCGAUUCUAUUGUGGAUAAUAUGAAAAAUUCCAGAAAGAUUUUGUUUGUCGUUACAGAGAGCCUUCUCAGAAAUCCCUGGUGCAGAAGAUUUCAGGUCCAUCAGGCACUUCAUCAGGUUAUUGAAGCCAGCAGAGACUCGGUUGUUCUGGUCUUCCUGCAAGAUGUGCAUGACUACAAGUUGUCUCGCUCGCUGUUCCUCCGCAGGGGCAUGCUGCGCCCAAGCUGCAUCGUGGACUGGCCAGUCCAAAAAGAGAGGGUACCAGCAUUUCACCAGAAGCUCCUCAUUGCACUCAGCAUGACUAAUCGUCUGCCGGACUGACUGUUCUUUCCCAUUAACAUAAAGUUUUUUUUCUCAAACAAACUCAGAGUUUGCAUUGAUAAUACUUACUGUGUGUGCUUUUUGCCUGAAUAUUUGGCUUUUAUAUAUGCAGUUCAGUUUAUGAAUGAUGCUGUAUUUGAAGGACAUUGUACAUUUAAACUACUUUGAUAAAGAUGGGGUGAAAUUAGUACUUUAACCAGAUAUUUAGAAGAAUAGAUUAAUUUGGGACACAGCUUUGUCUGUUUGGUUCUGGUGUUGUGGAAAAUAAAGGGUAUUCACUCCAUGAUCUGAAACAUUGUAAUUUGUUAUUAAAUGUUUCUGUUCUGGCAUCUAGUGGUUAGAAAAGGUAUUACAGUAGCCACCUGUUUUUAAAGAGAAAUAAUAGUCAUUAGAUAUGUUUUUCCAAUCACCAGUAAGAAUUUUACUGAACAUUCACUGUAUGAAAACUGCAAAUUAACAAUAUCCUGACAAAAGUUGGCCUCUAGUUGGUCUCAGUCAUUGAAAUAAAUACAGUUAGAACACAAAACAGCCUCAGACCAUACCCUGUUCACCUUGAGUGUUUUAACUACUAUUGAUAAAGAUUUUGACUAAAUGGUAAAGGA
This is a messenger RNA of Menidia menidia (Atlantic silverside), 3539 nucleotides long. NCBI's taxonomy places the organism in Eukaryota, Metazoa, Chordata, Actinopteri, Atheriniformes, Atherinopsidae. The record is from the annotation of a GenBank genome assembly.